This is a messenger RNA of Racocetra persica, 183 nucleotides long. Lineage: Eukaryota; Fungi; Glomeromycota; Glomeromycetes; Diversisporales; Gigasporaceae. The record is from the annotation of a GenBank genome assembly.
GAUGAUAAAUCUCUAAAGUUACAAAUUUCUACAUAUCAAUCUUAUGAGAAUAAAAUUUUAAAAUCAUACUAUAGAGAUGAACUUCUAGAAUUUUACUGUGAGAAUGAAAUACCAGAGUCACAGAACCUCCUUUCUAAUACUUCAUAUUUACAAAUGUUUGCAGAUCAACAUUAUCAAGAUGAA